AUGUCGGACCUUAGUAGUGAAUCAAUUGCUAAUUUUAAAAAGCACCUAGCCUCUCAACCUAUUUAUGUUUCUCCAAAGAUUACAAAUAAUGCGUCUUCCUCUAAUUCACAAGGUUCUACACCAAGAUCGAAUGCAGAUCCGCUACCAAUUUCUAAGAAAAAGAAACCAAAACCUGUUUAUUCGCAACCAAGUGACACUGGCGUUGUAAAACAUACUUUGAGUCAGCUUCAUAAAGAUAGAAUGGAUGUCCCACAAUCAGCAGAAGAUCUCAAAGCAAACAAAAUCGCUGAUAUCAUUUCCAAUAAAGAACUUUAUAACCUUAUGAUUAAAAAUGAAAAAAUUAAGUAUAAUAGUGUUGAUUGUACAUUUCAAUACAAGCCAGAUUAUGCGAUCAGAACAAAGGAAGAUUUGUUAAACCUCUUGAAAGAAAGACAAGAAAAAGCUGGAGGUUCGUGUGGAAUGCCAUUUAGGGAAUUAGACGAUUGCAUAGAUUUGUCAAAUGCGAUUCAGGAAUUAGAAAGUGAGGGUAAAAUAAUGGUGAUACGUCUGAUGAAGGAUGCAUCACCUCGAUUAUUAUAUUACAAUGACCUAACAUAUAAUACUCCUAUGGACAAAGAAUUCGUGGACAUGUUUCAUAACGUUAAAGUACCAGAUGAGAGUGAUUUGAAGAAAUCACUUGAAGACGCUGGUUUACAAACUAUGGCGGUACUCGAGAAUAAAUCUCGUGCAGAAGACAGACCAAAACAACGAAAGAGAAAACAAGCACAUAGAAAAAUUAAAAUCACCAAUACUCAUCUGGAAAAUUUUAUUAUGCCGACAAAAUCUUAA
Molecule: messenger RNA, 828 nt
Organism: Funneliformis mosseae
Lineage: Eukaryota; Fungi; Glomeromycota; Glomeromycetes; Glomerales; Glomeraceae
Source: the annotation of a GenBank genome assembly